Toxoplasma gondii ME49 is the source of this 1107-nucleotide messenger RNA. RefSeq lists its product as hypothetical. The coding region runs from base 80 to 868 and encodes 262 amino acids. The transcript has a single exon. Lineage: Eukaryota; Apicomplexa; Conoidasida; Eucoccidiorida; Sarcocystidae. The record is from RefSeq and is a predicted model, not a curated record.
UCCAUGGCUCAGAGCGCGAGAUCAGCGGCGUAGAUAGAGAGACAGAGUAGAUACAAAAGCACCCCGAGCAGCUCCCCGAAUGGACGUUUCCUCUCUCACGAUCUCUCUCUCUCCAUCAACAUGCAACUCUACACAGCAGGUGCGUAAGAGGAGACAGACGGCGCCGAAGACUGGGUACGCAGCCUUCCUGAGGACUCUCGAAAGAGACAGACUCGGCGAGGCGCAAAGAACCGAGGCCUUUCAACUCCCGUACUACAGAGGGCGGCUGUCGCUGAAGAAGAGGCGGGCACUGAAUUCAGCGUCCAUGUCGCGGAUGCUCUGUCGGGACUGCCGCGGCGAUAAAGAGAGUGAAGACGCAGCGCAUGCAGAGAACGGUCUGAGACUGGAACGAGGCUCUGCGAGAGGAAGAAGAGAGCAUGUCGAGACUGGGCGAUUCGCGGCGGCGCAGACGACGACAGACGAACUCGAAAAAAAGCGCGUGACUACGAACGGAAAGAAGUCUUUUCGCAUGGAAUUGCCUCUGCACGCGAGCACCGAGGCGCAGAAGCGAAAAAGGAAAAUAAGAGAGUUCUCCUGUGCUGGCACGAGAACACUCAGAAUAUACAUAUAUAUAUAUAUAUGUAUAUGUCUUCAGUAUAUACAUAGAUAUAUGAGUCUUCAGUAUAUACAUAUAUAUAUAUAUAUGAGUCUUGAGUAUACAUAUACAUAUAUGAGUCUGUUCCGCGCAGACCUUGUCUUUUACCGGUGUGCUCUGAAAGCAGAGGAGUGCAGAUCUUCGACUACGCCGCGGACAUGCCCGCUAAACAGACAAAGCGCAGGCUCGACGCAGACGGCUCGAUCGAUUAGCAGUGUCGAGAGAAGAAGCUGACAAGGAUUUGCGGCCAGGAUCCGCAGGCUGUACGCCAAACGGACAUUCGCGGCUCUGCGGCGGAAGCGGUUUUCCGUUGAAGACGACCGAGACCGGGAGUUUCUCUGCUGCUUCCUUGAAACCGCGGGGAACUUCGCUUCUCCGGAGGCUGCGAGGAAGCAUCAGAAACUGGGGAGAAAACGCGAGAAGAAAACACUGUCUUGCUUCUUGCUCGAGAAGCGGUAGAGGAGAUGACGGCG